UUAAUGUAUCGUUCAGUAGAGCCGUUCAAGAUCGCUUGCAAAUUAAUGUUAUGAUACAGAUAGAUAAAAAAAAAACUAUUAACUAUUAUCGUUGAGUUACGUGCAUCCAAUUUAAUUCUCAACCCUUAAGUUAUUUGCAAUUCACUUGCAAAUUUUGUAUUUGUUGCAUUAUUUUUAAAAUAGUAUUUAUAUUUGAGAAUGGUUGGUAGAAGGUACUUACAGUAUUAAAAGUUAACUUCUCGAAAGGAAUUUAUAACGAAACGGCGCAGGCCGGGCGUUGAUAAGCAAGUUAGCUGUACACUGUGAGUUAAUUGUGUCAUAUACCGCACCCAUUUGAAAUGGAUAAACGAAAACUUUCAACAAGUGGAGAUUCUCUUUAUGUUACUUUGAACUUAGGAAAAACUGCUGAAACUGAAGAAAUUAAACGAACAUAUCGUAAGCUAGCUCUUAAAUACCAUCCAGAUAAAAAUACUGGCAAUCCUGAAGCUGAAGAAAAGUUUAAAGAAAUAAACAAAGCAUACAGAAUAUUAACUGAUGCCAGCAAACGCAAUAUUUAUGAUAAUUAUGGAUCUCUAGGCUUGUAUAUUGCAGAACAAUUUGGAGAAGAAAAUGUCAAUGCUUAUUUCUUUGUUACAUCAAAAUGGUGCAAGGCACUUAUCAUAGGAUCCUGCAUAGCAACUGGUUGUUGUUGUUGCUUCUGCUGUUGCUGUUGUUGUAAUUUUUGCUUUGGAAAAUUCAAACCAAAUGUAUCAGAAGAACAGCAAGCCAAUUACACAAAUUUACAUAAUGGUGGAGCUGCUUCAAAUGAAAAUACAAUAAAAAAGGAAGACAGCGAAGAUGAUAUUAUUGUAAAUCAACCAUCCUCAACAAAUGGUACUGGGUCAUCAGAUAAAAUGGGAAGUACAGUAAUAGCUAUGCCUCCUCCAUCAACAGUCAAUGAAACUACUGCAUUAAAUCCUGAUGGUACACCUACAAAAUAUUCAACUAGUAAAUGAAAUUAUUGUUAAAAAUUGAUUUAUAAAAGCCUCAGACACAUGCUUAAGUGUUUAAAUUUACACUUGAAAUUUACCAGAACGUCUUAUCAUUAUGCAAAUCACAACAUACAUUUUUUUUUUUUUUUAGCUAGUUCACCCAAAAUUGGAAUGCCUUUUUAGUAGCACCCUUUUGAGAUACAUAAUAUUUUAGUUUAUAAAUUCUUUGAAUAAUCUAACAUCACAAUAUUACAUUGAUUGUAAUAAAUUAACUGGCAGUUCUCAAGACUCAGCUCUUUAAUCAUUCUCUAAAUUUGAUUAAAUGACGAGAACGCUUAAUAAUAAUUAACCUACAAAAAUAUUAUAA
Molecule: messenger RNA, 1338 nt
Organism: Daktulosphaira vitifoliae (grape phylloxera)
Lineage: Eukaryota; Metazoa; Arthropoda; Insecta; Hemiptera; Phylloxeridae
Product: dnaJ homolog subfamily C member 5 homolog
Exons: 6
Coding region: 339-995 (218 amino acids)
Biological process (GO): regulation of neuromuscular synaptic transmission
Cellular component (GO): type Is terminal bouton
Source: RefSeq, a predicted model, not a curated record